Molecule: messenger RNA, 1929 nt
Organism: Dioscorea cayenensis subsp. rotundata (Guinea yam)
Lineage: Eukaryota; Viridiplantae; Streptophyta; Magnoliopsida; Dioscoreales; Dioscoreaceae
Product: F-box protein SKIP14-like
Exons: 3
Coding region: 22-1125 (367 amino acids)
Cellular component (GO): cytoplasm
Molecular function (GO): protein binding
Source: RefSeq, a predicted model, not a curated record
GGGGUUGGAUUGGGGUGGAACAUGUCGUGUUUGUCGAAUUGGGAGUUUGAUUAUGGAGGGGAGAGAGGACGAGGUGGGGAUCGGGGUUGUUGUGAUCCUGUUGAUUUGUUGCCUUCUGAUCCUUUUGGGAUGGAUUUUAGUGAAACUUUUACGGCAGCGCUGGCGAGUUGGGUUGGAGAUCAUGCUGUGAGUUCUGGUGAUUUUGAUGCUGGUGAUGAGUUUUUGGUGUCGGGUUUUGAUUGCCGUGAGUAUGGGUUGAGCUUUGGUGGUGUUGUUGGUGGGGAGUGUUCGGGUUCUGGUAGGGUUGGGGAGGGUUGUGGGAAUGGAAGUGAGGGAGGAGAGGAGGGUCCUCAUGAGGGGUUGGUGUACUCGUUGGGUUAUUUAGGUGUUAGGGAUCUUCUCUCUGUUGAGAUGGUAUGUAGGUCUCUGAAGAAUGCUGUUCAGAGUGAUGCUUUGUUGUGGAGGUGCAUCCACAUAGACUCGCCAUUGAGUCAGAGGAUUGGAGAUGGAGAUCUCCUGCGGUUGACACAGCGAGCUCAGGGGAGUCUGCAUUGCUUGAGCUUGGUGGGAUGCUCAAGAAUAACGGAUGAUGGGUUGAAGCGUGUGCUGGAGAGCAACCCCAGGCUAAAAAAGCUUAGCAUUCCUGGAUGUGUGAGGUUAACUGUUGAAGGCCUCAUCAACAAUCUAAAGGCUGUAAAAUCCUGGGCCAACCCGGGGAUCACACACUUAAGGCUUGGGAGGCUUUUUAGUGUAACUCCUGAUAAUUAUGAUGAGCUGAAGUCAUUAUUGGGAGCUGAUGAACAAGAACAGUUGCAUGCUCGCAAGCCACGUUUUUACCACUGUGGCAUCUACUCUCUGGCUUUUGAUGAUGAAAGUGUUCUGGAUAUUGAAUUAUGUCCAGAAUGUCAGAAAUUGAAACUCGUCUAUGACUGCCCUGCAGAGACCUGCCGAGAUAAAGGCCCUGAACAAUGCAGGGCAUGUGAUGUUUGUAUAGCAAGGUGCAUUGAGUGUGGGAGGUGUAUCAAGAAUUGCGAAUAUGAGGAAACAUUUUGUCUUGAAAAUCUUUGUUCAGGCUGUUGGAAAGACCCACCUCAGAACCUGGUGACAACCAAUGAAGGAAGUUAGCUCCAGGAAGCAUCUUCUGAAGCAGACAUGGUGUCACCAGUUCAAGUGUAUUGAGGGAGGCUAAAGAUCAGAUCCACAUCGAUGUUAUCUUUUUAUAGGCUUGAAACAGCUUCUUUAAUAGCCACUGCAGGAUCCCUCUUCUACCUUUCUCUUCAAUGAGAUCUUUCUUAAGAUGAUAGCUAAUCUUGGUGUUUGUUGGCUCACCAAAAAAGGAAAAAAAUGGGACCAAAAAUUGGAACUGAAAUGCUAAAAGAUGCGAAGCUCAUUCAUUGUUGUUUCUGCUACUCGGCAGAAAUAUGGCCUUCAACCUGAUUACAUUCACAGCUUAUGUGAAUAAAGAAACAGACCUUACUGCUUGACCCAUCUUUCCCUGCAACCUGGGUUUGAUUACUAAUAUACUGAUGAGGUCUGUCAAAUCCGAAGACUAAAGCUAUCCAGGGCUGCUUCUACGACGACACUGCUCGAGGCAACUUUAUCAGGUUUUACCAUGAGUUCUUCAUGUUCUGUUUUGAGCAACAGAGCUAUCUAGGCCUGCUCCGACGACUCUGGUCAUGGCUCCGUGAAGAUUUACUGAGGUUUUUCCUUCACAAAUUGUUUUCAGCAACAAAGAAGUGAAGUGAUUGUGUUUUUGUGGUGGCUGUGGUAUGAUCUGGUGCAGUUGUUUCUUUGUUUUCAGUAUGUAUAUAUGUAUAUACAUAUUUUGCAAGUGAAACAGAUGGUAAAUCCAAGCAACAGCCUCAUUUCAUGUAAAUAAUUACACUUCUAAUGGCAUAAUCGUAACAUUGUCAUGCUCAUACUUUUUAA